Molecule: messenger RNA, 1697 nt
Organism: Lontra canadensis (Northern American river otter)
Lineage: Eukaryota; Metazoa; Chordata; Mammalia; Carnivora; Mustelidae
Gene: SLC29A4
Product: solute carrier family 29 member 4
Exons: 12
Coding region: 135-1697 (520 amino acids)
Biological process (GO): nucleoside transmembrane transport
Cellular component (GO): plasma membrane
Molecular function (GO): nucleoside transmembrane transporter activity; monoamine transmembrane transporter activity
Source: RefSeq, a predicted model, not a curated record
GCUGUGCAGCCCCCAUCGGCUCUACAGAGGGCAGAGAGUACAAAGGCUCCCGCGAACAGCGUGCCCGACCAGCAAAUUCCGAGUCCACCGGAGAGGCCUCCGACGGAGCGCAGCAAGCCCCAGCCCAGGCUGCCAUGGGCUCCGUGGGCAGCCAGCGCCUCAAGGAGCCCAGCGUGGCGGGCACGCCGGAAAGGAGCGUGGUGAUGAGCUUCAGCUUCGACACCUGCCGGCCGGAGGAGGAGGGGACAGCGGGGACGACUCAGCGCCCGGGCGUCCCAGGUUUCACGGACUCUGCGGUCGAUGAGCCGGUGCCCAACGACGGCUACCACGCCAUCUACUUCGCGAUGCUGCUGGCCGGCGUGGGCUUCCUGCUCCCCUACAACAGCUUCAUCACCGACGUGGACUACCUGCACCACAAAUACCCAGGGACCUCGAUCGUGUUCGACAUGAGCCUCACCUACAUCCUGGUGGCUCUGGCGGCUGUGCUCCUGAACAACGUGCUGGUGGAGAGACUGAGCCUACACACGAGGAUCACCGCGGGCUACCUCUUGGCCUUGGGCCCCCUCCUCUUUAUCAGCAUCUGUGACGUCUGGCUACAGCUCUUCUCUCAUGACCAGGCUUAUGCCAUCAACCUGGCCGCUGUGGGCACCGUGGCCUUAGGCUGCACAGUGCAGCAAUCCAGCUUCUACGGGUACACGGGGAUGCUGCCCAAGAGAUACACCCAGGGUGUGAUGACUGGGGAGAGCACAGCGGGCGUGAUGGCGUCCCUCAGCCGCAUCCUCACCAAGCUGCUGCUGCCGGACGAGCGGGCCAGCACGCUCAUCUUCUUCCUGGUGUCUGCCGGCCUGGAGCUGCUCUGCUUCCUGCUGCACCUGCUGGUGCGGCGCAGCCGGUUCGUGCUCUACCACACGGCGCGGCCACGCGACAGCCGCCCAGGCCGCAGAGCCGGCUACCUCGUGCACCACGACGUCGCCGCGGGGGACGUCCACUUCGAGCACCAAGGCCCAGGCCUGGUCAAUGGCGGGUCCCCAAAGGACAGCCCGGCCCACGAGGUGACCGGCGGGGGUGCCUACAUGCGCUUCGACAUGCCUCAGCCCAGAGUGACACGGAGCUGGCCCUCCUUCCAAGCCCUGCUGCUGCACCGCUACACUGUGGCCCGCGCCAUCUGGGCUGACAUGCUCUCCAUCGCCGUGACCUACUUCAUCACGCUGUGCCUAUUCCCGGGGCUCGAGUCUGAGGUUCGCCACUGUGUCCUGGGCGAGUGGCUGCCCAUCCUCAUCAUGGCCGUGUUUAACCUCUCCGACUUCGUGGGCAAGAUCCUGGCGGCUCUGCCCGUGGACUGGCGGGGCCCCCACCUGCUGGCCUGCUCCUGCCUGCGCGUGGCCUUUAUUCCCCUCUUUAUCCUGUGCGUCUACCCCAGCGGCGCACCCACCCUGCGCCACCCGGCCUGGCCCUGCGUCUUCUCUCUGCUCAUGGGUGUUAGCAGCGGCUACUUUGGCAGCGUACCCAUGAUCCUGGCGGCGGGCAAAGUGAGCCCCAAGCAGCGCGAGCUGGCAGGGAACACCAUGACUGUGUCCUACAUGACGGGGCUGACGCUGGGCUCGGCGGUGGCCUACUGCACCUACAGCCUCACGCGGGACACUCCCAGCAGCUGUCUCCACACGUCUGCCAACUUCUCCUUCCCCUCUGGCCUCUGA